UGUUAUUUGUCAUCAAUUAUUCGUAUAACGUUGUGAUUUAUUCGCGUUUGAUUCCAAUAAAUUGCUUUUUUUAGGCUUCCAAAUUGUUUUAAGGGAUUAUCAUUCCAUAUUAUCUGGAUUAUUAUCGAAUUACUGAGUUGUCAUUUUAUGAUCCAUACUUACCUACUAGGACUGCGUAAACAAAAAUGUCUCAUACAAUACUAUUAGUACAACCUGGUGUCAGACCUGAAACAAGAACGUAUUCUGAUUAUGAAAGCAUUAAUGAAUGUAUGGAAGGAGUUUGUAAAAUUUAUGAAGAACAUCUAAAGAGACGAAAUCCAAACACUCCAACUAUUACUUACGAUAUUAGUCAGUUAUUUGAUUUCGUGGAUCAAUUAACGGAUUUAUCUUGUCUUGUCUACCAAAAAUCAACAAAUACUUAUGCUCCUUAUAAUAAGGAUUGGAUCAAAGAAAAGAUAUAUGUUUUAUUACGUAGAGCUGCGGGACAUGGAGAGUAAUCGAUACAUAAAGUACACAUAUAUGUGUUUUCAUAUAUAUAAGAUAAUUUUAAAUACUAUUUUAUUCGUUAUAAUAAAUCUAUAAUUUACGAUAUUUCAUAUUAUGACAUAGUAAUUAUAUUAUAUACCUUUAUCUUUAUAUUUAUUUUAUUCAUUUUAUUAUAAUUUUUAUAAGAUAAGAUGGGAUUAUUUCGUCAAAUUUCAACUUAAAGUGAUAUGAAAAUUUUACAGUAAAAUGUCUCACCCAAUUAAAUUUCAAACAUGAUUUAUUACUGAACAUAAUGUAACCUCUUGUAAGCAUAAAAAUUAACAUUUAAUAGAGAAAAAUAUUACAUAAAUAUCUAAACUGAAAGUGUACAUAUAUCAAAGUAGAAUUCUUCCGCUCAUUGAAGAUCUUAAAAAAAAUUAAUAAUGUAAGAAAAUAAUUCACGAUUAUCAGAGAUUAUUUUUGCAUUACUGUUCUAAAACUUUAAUAAACAAUAUAAUUUGCUUAUAAUUGUACAUUACUCUCAAAUACGAUUGCAUUUUAAAAGUAAACAUGAUCUUUAAAUGUUAAAUAUAUAUUAAUUAAAAACAA
Atta colombica is the source of this 1074-nucleotide messenger RNA. It is a transcript of the gene e(r), whose product is annotated as enhancer of rudimentary homolog. The transcript has 3 exons. Bases 186 to 497 code for a protein of 103 amino acids. The record is from RefSeq and is a predicted model, not a curated record. Lineage: Eukaryota; Metazoa; Arthropoda; Insecta; Hymenoptera; Formicidae.